Molecule: messenger RNA, 1487 nt
Organism: Xiphias gladius (swordfish)
Lineage: Eukaryota; Metazoa; Chordata; Actinopteri; Istiophoriformes; Xiphiidae
Gene: guca1b
Product: guanylate cyclase activator 1B
Exons: 4
Coding region: 478-1074 (198 amino acids)
Biological process (GO): visual perception
Cellular component (GO): cone photoreceptor outer segment; photoreceptor inner segment
Molecular function (GO): calcium ion binding; calcium sensitive guanylate cyclase activator activity
Source: RefSeq, a predicted model, not a curated record
UUGUUAUUAACUUCAAGUACCUCAUACCAUUGAGGUACUUGAAAUUUAUUAUAAGUGAGUGUGUUUCUGAAAAGCAAACAUUCAGUUCAUGCACUAUUCUUUGGUGAGGAUAGGUAGAAGCAGGGGCACAAGGAAGUCCUUUCAUGAUCUAUCUGCAAACUAAUUGAUUCUGACAAGUGUCCAUAUCUAAUCCCUUAUCAUGUGAUCGUUGACAAUCUGUGUCUCAUCUUCACUUCAGAGGGGAUUCGCCGCAAUAGAGAGCCUAAUAACAAUUCAGCUUGUUAGGACCAUUUGAUCAUUUUGCUUUUUGCCAAUUUGCACAAGUUAGUUGCAGCAACUGGCUCGUAACUGAGGACUGAGAUUUAUAGAUUUUAUAAUGUAGAGGGAAGUUUAAAAAGAGUUAACCAAGUCAUAUGGUUUUCACGUAAUGUGACAAGUAAUUCCAGUCUGUAGGGUGUUGGAGGGAUUACUUCCACAAUGGGUCAGCGCCUAAGUGAGGAAAGUGACCCAGACAAGGAAAUUGAUGUGGCAGAGCUGCAGGAAUGGUACAAAAAAUUUGUUGUGGAAUGCCCAAGUGGAACUCUCUUCAUGCACGAGUUCAAGAGUUUUUUUGGCGUCACUAACAACAAGGAGGCCGCAGAUUACAUUGAAAACAUGUUUCGAGCUUUUGACAAGAAUGGCGACAACACCAUUGAUUUUCUGGAGUACGUGGCAGCUUUGAACUUAGUCCUUAGGGGUAAACUGGAACAUAAGCUUAAAUGGACAUUCAAAAUGUAUGAUAAGGACGGAAGCGGAUGCAUUGAUAAAACAGAGCUUCUUGAAAUUGUGGAGUCUAUUUAUCGGCUGAAGAAAGCCUGCCACGGAGAGCUGGAUGAAGAAUGCAAUCUGCUGACCCCAGACCAAGUGGUUGACCGGAUAUUUGAGCUGGUGGAUGAAAAUGGAGAUGGGGAGCUCUCGCUGGACGAGUUCAUCGACGGCGCGCGGAGGGACAAGUGGGUGAUGAAGAUGCUGCAGAUGGACGUCAACCCUGGGGACUGGAUCAAUGAGCGAAGAUGCGAAGGUGCUGACUUGUAAGGCUGUAACAUGGACUGUCAUUCUAUCACAUAUGCACAUCCUUCAUGUGUGACCAAUCAUGUGGUGAUUUUGUAUCCACUGCAGUUUAUAUGUACGUAAAAGAAAACAACACCGCAGUCACCCUGGAACUGUAGGCUACGUACGCACGCGUAAGAUUUAGAUGUAUCUAGACAACAAUGCUGUAUUUUGCCUGUAAUGGGGUUUAUUCUGUUCAUUCAUUUUGGUUUAGGUUUCACAUUUAGUCAAGCUGUGUAGCAACUGAGCAACAGUAGCUUUGAACUUAUUUAUGGCUACCUGUGGUGUUGUAAGUGUUUUUGUGUCUGUGUUUUAUAGAUGCUGCAGUCAUAAGGCACAUGAUUUUCUUUUUUGUUUUUGUUUUGUGUCAUACAAUAAUCAUAAAAUUGAUUUAAUAC